This is a messenger RNA of Rhododendron vialii, 1665 nucleotides long. RefSeq names its product 7-deoxyloganetin glucosyltransferase-like. Gene Ontology annotation, molecular function: UDP-glycosyltransferase activity. Lineage: Eukaryota; Viridiplantae; Streptophyta; Magnoliopsida; Ericales; Ericaceae. Bases 84 to 1520 code for a protein of 478 amino acids. The transcript is spliced from 2 exons. The record is from RefSeq and is a predicted model, not a curated record.
CUAUUAAAUCCAGCCUGAAAACAGAGAGAGAGAGAAAGUGAAAACAGAGCAGAACAGAGAGAGAGAGAGAGAGAGAGAGAGGAAUGGCGAAACCACACGCCCUAAUAGUGCCACACCCCGGACAAGGGCACACCAACCCAAUGCUCAAAGUGGCAAAAAUCCUCCACCAAAAGGGCUUCUACAUCACCUUCGUUGUCAACGAGUACGUCAGCCGGCUGUUCCUCAAAGCCCGGGGGCCUAACGCCCUGGACGGCCUGCCGGACUUCAAGUUCGCCCCCGUGCCCGACGGCAUAGACUUCGGUGACGGCGUGCCCGACACGGUCUUCUUCUGCGACCAACUGAUGAAGGACGUGCCCUUGCCUUUCUUUAAAAAGUUUGUGGACGAGCUCCGGUCGUCGCCUGAGGUGCCUCCGAUCACUUGCAUCCUCUGCGACGGCCACAUGACUUACCCGCUCGAUGUGGCCGAAGAACUUGGGGUCCCCUGUGCGCUGUUCUGGACCCCAAGCGCUUGUGGGUUCUUGUGCUACUGCUACUUUCGCAACCUCGUUGAACAGGGGAUCGUGCCACUUAAAGAUGAGAGAUAUUUAACAAAUGGGUAUCUAGACACAAUCAUAGAUAUACCAGCUAUGACGGGUAUACGUUUGAGAGAUUUUCCAGAAUUCGUCAGAACCACAAAUUCAGAAGAUGUCAUGCUUAAUAUUUGUAUCAGAGAGACAGGCAGAGCUCAUAAAGGUUCUGCUAUUUUCUUGAACACGGUCGACGCAUUGGAGCGUGACGUUCUUGAUGCGCUUUCGACCAUGUUUCAUCGUCCAGUGUAUGCCAUUGGCCCGCUUCAGUUACUUGAGGAGAAGCAAAUCCCAAAAAAUAGUGAAUUGGAAACUAUAGGAUUGAAUAUGUGGGCAGAGGAUUUAGAUUGUCUCACUUGGCUCGAUAAAAAAGAACCCAACUCGGUUAUUUACGUGAACUUUGGAAGCGUGGUUCGAAUGACAUCACAAGAGUUGUUGGAAUUUGGCUGGGGACUUGCCAACAGCAAGCAAAAUUUCUUGUGGGCAAUCAGGCCCGAUUUGGUGUUGGGUGAAUCUGCGACUUUCCCACCGGAGUUUGAGGCUGAAAUCAAAGAAAGGGGUCUAUUGGUAGUUUGGGCGCCUCAAGAGAAAAUCCUCAAGCACCCGUCUAUCGGAGGGUUCUUGACCCACUGCGGUUGGAAUUCGCUUCUUGAAAGCAUUGUUGGUGGAGUGCCGAUGAUAUGUUGGCCAGCUCAUGGAGAGCAGUACACCAAUUGUUGGUUUGCUCGCAGACAGUGGGGACUGGGCAUGGAGAUAACGGAGGCUAAGAGGGAUUUGGUUGAGAGGCUUGUGAGAGAGUUGAUGGUGGAAGAGAAGGGGAAAAUGAUGAAGGCAAAAGCCUUGGAGUGGAAAAGGAUAGCUGAAGAUGCCGUCGUUGCUCCAGCUGGCUCAUCUUAUUUGAACUUUGACAGCCUGGUUAACGAGGUGCUCCUAUCCAAAUACGAAACCUCUUAAAUAGUGUUUCCUUUUCCGCAUCAAUUUCGAUUUUUUAGUUUCGAGCAUUUGGUUCGAGUCUUUUCUGUUAACAUUAUGUUGUUUUGCUUUGGAUAAUUUUAUUUCUUGCAAUAAAAUGUCAUCCAGCCACAGUUUGGCUAACAUA